Messenger RNA from Orycteropus afer afer, 585 nucleotides. It is a transcript of the gene CRH, whose product is annotated as corticotropin releasing hormone. The transcript has a single exon. The record is from RefSeq and is a predicted model, not a curated record. The coding region runs from base 1 to 585 and encodes 194 amino acids. Gene Ontology annotation, biological process: positive regulation of cortisol secretion; negative regulation of glucagon secretion; negative regulation of epinephrine secretion. Gene Ontology annotation, molecular function: corticotropin-releasing hormone activity. Gene Ontology annotation, cellular component: extracellular region. NCBI's taxonomy places the organism in Eukaryota, Metazoa, Chordata, Mammalia, Tubulidentata, Orycteropodidae.
AUGCGGCUACCCCUGCUCGUGUCCGUGGGCGUCCUGCUGAUGGCUGUGCUGCCCUGCCCUCCAUGCAGGGCCUUCCUCAGCCGAGGACCCUCCCCAGGCGCCAGGCAGAUUCCACAGCAGCCCCAGCCCCUGGAUUUCUUCCAGCCGCGGCCGCAGCCCGAGCAGCCCCAGCAGUCGCAGCCUCGGCCGGUCCUGCUCCGCAUGGGAGAAGAAUACUUCCUCCGCCUGGGUAACCUCAACAAGAACCCCGCUGCUCCCCUCUCCCCCUCCUCCUCGCCCCUCGCUGGCGGCAGCCGCCCCUCUCCGGACGAGGCGGCCGCCAACUUUUUCCGCGCGUUGCUGCAGCAGCUGCAGCUGCCCCGGCGCUCCUUCGACAGCUCUGCGCGUCCUGCGGAGCGCGGCGCCGAGAGCGCCAUCGGCGUCCACCAGGAGGCAACCGAGAGGAAGAGACGGUCGGAGGAGCCUCCUAUCUCACUGGAUCUCACCUUCCACCUUCUCCGGGAAGUCUUGGAAAUGGCCAGGGCCGAACAGUUAGCGCAGCAAGCUCACAGCAACAGGAAACUGAUGGAGAUUAUUGGGAAAUGA